AUGGACGAUGAAAAAGAAGAAGUUAUUCACCUUGAAAGUGCUAAUGUUAUAUCUCUUGAAUGCGACAAUCAUAUCAAUCCCGAAAAGUGUGAAAAUGCAUCGAUGAUCGAAAAUGGAUCUCGAGGAAAAAGUGAGAAUUCUGUACAGGAAGAAAAGAUAAGUCGAAAAUCUGAGCAGAUUGGACAUUCAGACCCUGAAAAACCUCGUUCGGUCAGUAUAAAUAUACCCCAGGAAAAGAAAAGUCCUAGGAUUAAGAGACCUCGAUAUAAAAAACGUUAUUUUUGUUGUGGUUCUCUAGCUGAUGGUGCUAUUGCUUCAGCAAAUUACUCGAAUGUGAUUUCUGUUAUAAUAAUUCUAGCUUCCUCGCACCUUUUUUUCAGAACUUCAAGAGAUGAUGAUGGACUCAUUAAAGCAUUCUCAUUUAGUGCUGUAGUUUAUGCUAUAUGCUACAUUCGAAGCGGUACGAAUUUAAAGCGAGCUAUAGCCGAGGAGCAAAGAGAAAAAAUAAUACCGUGGAUUUUGUUUACCAUUUCAACAAUAUUCUGUCUACUAUCGGCAGCUAUUUAUGUAUCUGUAACUUACUGGGAGGAACUCGAUGACUUCGAUGAAGAUUUAACGACACCUUGUCUUCGGCUCAUACUGAUCCCGUUCCUGGCUUUUGUGGGAUGUACUUUAAUUUAUUGUGCUUAUGGUGUUAUAAGGUUGUUUCAAUCCAUGGCUCUUGUUCAAACUCCUGGAUCCUCGCUGAUGACUGAUAUACGAGCCUUUAUUAAUGGUGUUUCUGUGUAAAAAUUGCUGAAAGAAAUUUUUGAAAAUUCACAAAAGUGUUCGAAAAGUAGAAUUUUUACAAAGCUGUCCUUUGAAAUUUAGAAUUUUUUACAUUUGUGUUGUAUAUUCUGUUAAUUUUUAAAUUUCAUUAAAAUUUUAA
Argiope bruennichi is the source of this 928-nucleotide messenger RNA. RefSeq lists its product as uncharacterized. The transcript is spliced from 8 exons. Bases 1 to 789 code for a protein of 262 amino acids. The record is from RefSeq and is a predicted model, not a curated record. NCBI's taxonomy places the organism in Eukaryota, Metazoa, Arthropoda, Arachnida, Araneae, Araneidae.